GAUAUUUACGGACUGCCUAAAGAAAUAAUAACCAAACUUGCAACAACAACUGCAAGGCAUCUGAAGAAGAGCUAUGAGAUCCCACGGCACAGGAACGCAGCAAUCUUGACGAUACAAGGCAGUGGAAAAUAAUCAGUCUUCUGUAAGCUGCAUUUUCCGAGAAGCUCAACCACACAGGAGAUCCUUUAUUAGAAAUGCAUAUAAAGAGAUUAACAGAGCAGACAUGUACUAGAAGAAGAAUCAAAAGACGGGAAAUGGCAUCUUAGACUCUCCCGCGAGGCUCUAGCCAUGAGGAAAGUAUUCCAGAUGUUCGACCAGGGAAAGACUGGAUUCGUGGAAUGCGCUAAAUUCGUCAACAUCCUGAACACUCUCGGCCAGACCUUCGACGAGGACGAGCUCAAGGCCAGGAUCGCCGAGAAUGACCCUGACAAGGAAGGCAAAGUGGACUUCGACAGGUUCUGCUCCAUCGUCAUGCCCUUCCUGGAGGAGGACGACGACGAAGCCAUGCACGAGGAACUGAAAGAGGCGUUCAGACUGUACGACAAGGGCGGCGACGGUUUCAUCACCACCAGCGUCCUUCGUGAGAUCCUGAAAGAACUGGACAACAAACUCACCGAGGAUGAUUUGGACGGAAUCAUUGAUGAGAUUGAUGAGGAUGGCUCAGGGACCGUCGACUUCGAUGAGUUCAUGGAGAUGAUGACCGGGGAAUAAAACCUGACCUCAUCUGACCUGACCACAUCCUUUCUCGCCAAAUCUUACAUGACCUCAACGCCUCUGAUGCCAACAAUCAGCACCAUAUGUCAUAUCUUCUAGUUAAUUUUCAAAGCAAUAAUUUUAUACCGAAAACAAAAUCUGUGUUUAUUCUCCUUUUUAUAUUAUAAAUGUGUUAUCGUGCACCCACGUCACACUAAUGGGAAAUUCCUAUGACUCAUUAGCCUAAACAAAAUGCAAUUUACACACCACUUCACAUGUUGCUUGUGAUCAAAAUAUAUUACACUAUGUAUCUUGAAAUAUCCUAUCCAUACUGAUUUUCCUGAACAUAUGAUGACAUGUCCAUAUUCUAAUAAAGAUAAACAGGUUUUCAGUUAAUGCCAGUAAUUAGAAUACAUGAACUAAAUCCCAAAAUUUUAUAUAUAUAUUGGGGGUACUUUAUAUGUUUUAGUUAAUCACACACUGAUAACUUGAAAUUUAUGUCCAAAUAAAAAAGUUCAGUAACAAAGUAAAAAAGUUCAAUGAAAUAUCAAAAACAUCUUGGUGCAACAGGGUUUGAAAGCUCAUUCAUUGCUCAAGACAAUAAUUUUUAUUACCAAGUAAUUGGUGAACUCUCUGGAUCAUAACUGUAUAUUCUGGUUGUAACAUACUUCAGAAAGAUGUUUACCAACGUUAACUUUUUUCUAGCUCUACCUAUUCAACAAGUACAACUCAGUCAACUGCAACUUUUAUAACUUGACUGAAGCCCUAUUGACCGGCUUGGCUAUGGACUAGGGGAAAAAAAAUGGAGAGAUUUCUUUUCAAUGUAUGCAAGAGUUUUGCAUACAUUAUCUGCAAAGUUUAAUGAGCUACACUGAACAAGAAUCUGAGAAUAAGCCAAAUAUUGCAAGGGUGUAUCACACAGAUGGCAGAUCACUUUUCCAUUUGCUGUUUAAAAGCAAACAUUACAAGCAAGUGUUGACAUGCAAAGAAUGACUAGUCUUGCACUGAAUGUCUGAAAUUUUACAGUAGUGUGCACAUAUGCUUGUGUGUGUAUGUAGGUACUAGCAUAUUAAAAGGGUUAUUAAAAAUGGAAUCUGACAAGAGAAUAAUCUUAAUUAGGUUUAAAAAAAGCAAACUGAGUCCACUUUCUGUUCCUUUUUUAUUGCAAAAAAGGACUAAACACUUGAGAUACUACAUCCAAUUGAAACUUGAAAUGCUUUAUUUACGGACAGAUUGUACUUUGUUGCAUCAAUUCUAACUCCUUCACUUAUAAGAAAGUCCACACAAGUUCUCAUCAAAAGGAGACCUUCUUGUUCCUGGAAUGUGUAAUUAUACUCUCAAUCAUCUUAGAUAUAUCAUAACACUAUUACCAGGUCACAAAUUAAUAUGCCAACUCCAGUGUUUAACUCACAUCUACAAGAGGGUAUUAAUAAAGGUCAAUUUAUGUU
Penaeus chinensis is the source of this 2141-nucleotide messenger RNA. RefSeq names its product troponin C, isotype gamma-like. Bases 289 to 711 code for a protein of 140 amino acids. Gene Ontology annotation, molecular function: calcium ion binding; enzyme regulator activity. The record is from RefSeq and is a predicted model, not a curated record. The transcript is spliced from 5 exons. Lineage: Eukaryota; Metazoa; Arthropoda; Malacostraca; Decapoda; Penaeidae.